Molecule: messenger RNA, 1274 nt
Organism: Aphanomyces astaci
Lineage: Eukaryota; Oomycota; Saprolegniomycetes; Saprolegniales; Verrucalvaceae
Exons: 1
Coding region: 687-1157 (156 amino acids)
Source: RefSeq, a predicted model, not a curated record
GUCACGUGUAUCCUACGUAAUUCACUAGUAUUUAAUAGUUUAGAUGUACCCGUCCACUAUCACUGCAGUCUAAUCCUGCAUGUCUUGUGCUAUAGCCACAGGUUAAAAAACGCUCCUUCCGACACUGACCGCCCGAGUUUCGGUUGCGCAGUGGCGCCAUUGAUGUCGAAUGGCAGGGGUUCGUACUCUGGGAUGCUGGACGGCGUCGCUUGAUGUGAGGGGAGCUUAGUUGGAAAAGUAUGCUCCAAGUGGGUGUGCCAUUGAGCAGGAGGCGAGUCCACCAUGUUGAAGGUGAGGCGGCCUGCGGACGUUGGGGCAGUGUACGCGGGGAUGGCAAUUUGUAGGGGCGGCUGGUGGGGGUGCUGAUGGUACUGGAAGUGCGGCGAGCUCUGAUGGAGCUGCGGCGGCAGUUGGGGGUGGGUAUUCUGCUGUUGAGGGGCAAGAUGUUGGUGGUGACCGUGAUGAUGCGGCCGGUUCUGCACAAAAUCAGAGUGGCUUCGUUGAAGUGACACUGCGGGGGCUCGGAACGAGGGGGGCUUGGCGGCAGCAAGCGCCAUUUUGGCGUCGUAUCGCAGGACGGAGAUGAUGUGUUCGUCAAUUGCGGCCGACGACAGCCCAUCAAACGCAGACGUCGACGAAGCGCUGCUGUAGCUGCUUCUGCUGCUCGAUGUACUCGGGCUAGGUGGAUGUGCGGCCAGCUCAUGUGCCACUGCUGGCCACGAAGACGAGUCAGGUUUUGGGGACGACGAGUCGUCGUGGAGGUCGCGGUGGGUCUUGAGGUGUCGUCCGAGGUUGCCCGAGGUACUGAAUCGUUUGCUACAGCCGUCCACUUUGCACGUGAAUGGUCGAAUGCCCGAGUGGGUCUUGGUGUGUCGAGCCAGUUUCUCCUUGGUGCAAAACCGUUUGUAGCACAACUCGAACGAGCACCCAAACGGCUUUUCGCCCGUGUGGGUAAACUUGUGGCGGCUGAGGUUGCCCGACGUGCUAAAGCUCGCCAUGCAGCCAUCAUAGUCGCACGCGUACGGCCGAGCGCCUGUGUGGGUCUUUGUGUGCUCCUUCAAUGUGAAUUUGCGAUUGAACCGCUUGCCGCAGCCCGGUGCGAGGCACACAAAGCGGCGCUCUUGGCCACUCGUCAUGGUCGGCGAUGGCUGCGGUGACGUGAUGUCCUUCGAUCUAUCUCCACCGUGUGCUUCGACCUGCACUAGACGUCCAUCCAGCGACACCAUAGAAGAGGCAUGAGGAAAGGCAUGCAUGUCACCAACGCGAAGCAAAAG